Messenger RNA from Clunio marinus, 5674 nucleotides. Lineage: Eukaryota; Metazoa; Arthropoda; Insecta; Diptera; Chironomidae. The record is from the annotation of a GenBank genome assembly.
GUUUGUCGGUUGAAUUUGGUAAGUGAACAAGUGAAAUAAAAAGUGAAAAGUGAGUAAAGAGUGAAACAAUCAGAGGAGUGAAUUAGUGAAAAUUGCGUUAAAGUGCAUUUGGUGUGCACUCCUUAUCAGCUUCAUUGUGAUAAUUGAAAUUCAAUUCAAAUUGAAAAGAAUGUGAUGAACGCUGACAAGGAAAAAAAAUGAGAGACAUUAUGCAUUAUAGAAUUUUAAAUUGUCUAGUGUUAGUGCUAAUUUUAUUGAGUGAACAAACGAGGUUUUCAUUAGCAAGGAAGAACCAAGAUGGAAUUUAUGACAUGCUACUUGAUAUGGGAAUCCCUGACCUUCCCUAUGGAGUUAAUACAUCGACGGGAAUGUGUGAUGGAUAUCGAAAUGCUUUUCAAACCCACAAAGCACCAGCUUAUACAAUUAACAGAGGAGCUAUGAUAACAGUAGCUACAUCUGAAGUUUUCAAUGAUGGAUUUCCAGCUGAUUUCUCAAUAAUGACAGUUCUUAAAGCACAACAGACUUUUGCUAGAGCGCCAGUUUUUUCAAUUUACACUUCAGAAAGCGAAGAGUCACUCGUUUUGUUUGUUGGCUCUGAAAUUGCAAUUGUUUAUCAAGAUAUGAAUGGUGAAUUAGUUGAAGAUAAUCUUAUAAGCUUUGACGCAAGCACAAAUGAUCUUAAAUGGCAUCGCAUUGGCAUUAGUGCAAAAGGAGAUUCCAUCACAGUCAUUUUUGAUUGUUCUAAACAAAUAACUAAGAAACUUUCAAGAUCUAAAACUCCUAAAGUUUCUGAUGAUGGGUUAAUUUUUAUGGGAGUUCAACUUGAUGAAGAUGAAGAUUAUUUCAUGGGUGAAAUCCAAAUGCUUAUGGUUGCUGAUAAACCUGACUCUGCUUAUGAGAUUUGCACAAAAUAUGCCCCAAAUUGUACAAGUUCCUCGAGAUCUGAAACUAUUGAAAGAUCUUCAAGCUCCAAUAGCAAUUCGCGAAGGCCAGUUACAAAUGAAAGUUCAAAUAAUCGUUCGAGAAAUAACGAGAGAUCAAAUUAUAGAAGAAAUAAUUCAUUAUAUAUGGAUUCAUUAGGAAAUUUGGAUAUGCCUGGACGUGACAUUCCUAAUGAUAAUGGAAUACUCCCAUCACGUGAUUUUUCAGCUGAAUCAGAUGGACUAGGAGGAUUCACCGGGAUAGAUGACUAUUAUGAUCAAUUUAAUUCUGAAAACAAUAAUGUUGGUUCAGAAUUUGUAACUGAACCAGGAAUUGAAGUAUAUAAUCCAGAACCUGGCAUUGAUGAAGUUUAUAAUCCAGAACCAGGAAUAAAUGAAAGAGUAUUAGUAGAAACUUCUGAAAACAACACUGAGGUUGAGUCAUCCACUAUUUACUCAACUGUCGUGAAUGGAGUUAAAUUUGCAUCACUUCCAGGUCCAAGAGGUACUCAAGGCCCUAAAGGAGAAAAAGGUGAUCCUGGUCCAAAAGGAGAUGAAGGACGUGGUGGUUUGGGUGGUUUAGUCGGCCCACCAGGUGCUCCAGGCCAUGUCUUUAUGGUUCCUCUUAACAAUGGAAACAAUGGGGGUGAAAAAGGCCCUGAUGCUCAAGCAGAAGCAUUUAGACAAAUGCUUGCGCAACAUAUGCUAGCCAUGAAAGGUCCAGAAGGUCCAAUGGGGUUAACAGGGAUUCCUGGUUUACCAGGAAAAACCGGGGAUCAAGGUAUUAAAGGAGAAACUGGAGAUGCUGGUGAACCUGGAUCACAAGGAGUUAGAGGCUUGAUGGGCCUUCCAGGAAGAGAAGGAAAACGAGGAAGAGCUGGAAGAGAUGGUGAAAGAGGUCUGGCAGGGCCUAUGGGCUUAAAAGGUGAACCUGGUCCUAUCGGAUUACAAGGUUUACCAGGCGAAAAAGGUGACAGAGGUAAAUCAGGACAUCCUGGUGAAAAAGGAGACAAAGGCGCUGAAGGCAUUCAAGGAGAUGAUGGACCUCAAGGCCCACAUGGCUUGAUUGGAGAAAUGGGACCAAGAGGCUUUACAGGUCCAAGAGGCUUUCCAGGUCCACCAGGAAAUACAGGAAUAACUGGUUCUGAAGGUGCAACUGGAGCUAAAGGAAAUCAAGGGCCACCAGGUCAACCUGGUAACCCUGGUCAACUAGGUGCUAUUGGACCUCCUGGAUCUAUUGGCGUUCAAGGGAAUAUGGGUUCCCCGGGAAUACCUGGACCACAAGGGAAGCCUGGAUAUCCAGGAAGUCCUGGAGCUCCAGGUUCUGAUGGUAGAGCAGGAAACCCAGGAUCAGCAGGGCCUAAAGGAGAGCCUGGCCCACAAGGAGCUCAGGGAUCAAUUGGAUUUCCAGGUAGUAGAGGUCCAAAGGGAGAUGAUGGACUGCGAGGCAUUGCGGGAGAGAAGGGUGAUAAAGGAGAAAUUGGGCAUGAUGGAGAGAAAGGUGAUCAAGGACAAAGUGGAGAGAUUGGACCGAUUGGCCCACAGGGUAUUGUUGGAUUAGAGGGACCUGAGGGACCAAAAGGGUUUGAAGGUCCUAGAGGUGAAGCUGGAGCUAUAGGAUUGCCUGGAGAAAAAGGAAAGCAAGUUUUUAAUUCUUUUGUGUUUUCUCGUCAAGGAUUGCAAGGCUUUCCUGGUUAUCCCGGUGUUCCUGGAGACAAGGGAGAUAAAGGAUCUCCAGGUACUUCUGGCUCAGUAGGACUGAAAGGAGAGAGAGGUAACACUGGUCAGCCCGGAGAACGAGGUGAAACUGGGCCAAGAGGAUUCAGAGGUUCGAGAGGAAGACGUGGAAGUGAUGGACCUUUCGGACCUAAAGGUGACACUGGCAUGCCCGGAGCUCCAGGACAAAUAGGUGAACCGGGCCCACAAGGGGUCGAAGGUUCAAGAGGAAUACAAGGCACUCCUGGAUCACCUGGUAAGGAUGGAAAAGAUGGACCAUCUGGUUUUCCUGGAGAGAGAGGCGAAAGGGGAGAACAAGGCCCAAUUGGAUUGCCAGGCCCUGCAGGAACAAUUGGCUUACCAGGACAAAGUGGUGAACCUGGAUCUAAUGGCGAACCUGGAAUACCAGGAACUCCUGGACCAGCUGGUGAACCAGGUCCUCCCGGUGAAUCUGGAAAAGAAGGACCACCUGGACUUCCCGGACCUAUGGGUAAAAGUGGUCCACCCGGAAAUCAAGGUUUGAUUGGCUUUCCUGGCGAACGAGGUAAUCCUGGCCAACCUGGUCUUGCUGGUUUGAAAGGUGAAGUAGGCCCGCCGGGUCUAUUAGGCCCAAUGGGUGAUAAAGGCCAACAAGGGCCACCUGGCAAAGAAGGAAUUCAAGGACCACAAGGGCGACCAGGUCCACCUGGCCCUGCUGGUUCGUCGGGUUCUAAAGGUGAAAGAGGUGAAUCUGGAUUAGCAGGUCCGAUAGGAAGAGAUGGUUUGCCAGGUUUAAGAGGACUGGCAGGUCCACCUGGUCCUAUGGGCUUACCUGGAGAAGAUGGAGACAAGGGUGACAUUGGACCUCCUGGUGAAAAAGGAGAAAAAGGAACUCAAGGUGAUGCAGGCCCUGUAGGAGUUCAAGGCAUACAAGGAAGUGUUGGUGAUAAUGGACCUCCUGGUGCCACUGGGCCUGUUGGACAAAAAGGAGAAGCAGGUCGCCGAGGCCCACCUGGAAGCGAUGGUCCCACAGGAAAACCUGGUCCAAAUGGUCUUCAGGGCCCUAUUGGUGAAACUGGGCCACCUGGUGUUCCAGGACCUAUGGGAAUCGAAGGAAAGGUAGGAGAAAAAGGAAACCAAGGCAUUAAAGGAGAAACAGGAUCAAUGGGAACGCCAGGUCCGCCUGGAAAAAGAGGAAGUCAAGGUCAAGAGGGUCCAAAAGGCGUUCCAGGAUCAAGAGGGCUUCCGGGAAAUCAAGGAGAACAAGGUGUUCCUGGAUCAAAAGGAGAACCUGGAAGAGAUGGUGCUGAUGGUAAAAAAGGAGACAUUGGACUUCCAGGACCACAGACUCAUUUAAAGGGCAUACCUGGACAACCAGGAAUUCAAGGCCCCCCAGGAAAACUUGGUCCUGAAGGAAAAGCAGGAAUUCAAGGUAAUACUGGUAUAAGAGGUGACAAAGGAGAAAAAGGAAUCGAAGGACCGAGAGGUUUAACAGGUUUACCAGGUCCAUCAGGACCACCUGGAGAACAAGGACCAGGAGGUUUGAGGGGAGCUAUUGGACCUGCUGGGGACGCUGGUGCCACUGGAAAUACAGGACCUCAAGGUCCAGAUGGUCCCAUUGGAAAAACAGGUCCACAAGGAGAGAAAGGUGACAGAGGAAGGAGAGGUCUGAAAGGUCACAGAGGUGAAUUAGGUUUAGUGGGAAUUAAAGGCGAACAAGGUGAAAAAGGAGAGAGAGGAACUAAAGGAGAUCCUGGAGAAAUUGGACAAAAAGGUGAAAUAGGACCACCAGGUUUGAUGGGAAUCAAAGGAAGUGAUGGUCCUCAAGGUAUUCAAGGAGAUACUGGAUCUCAUGGUCCAAAAGGAAGUCAAGGUGGAGAUGGACAAAAAGGAGAAACUGGUCCAUCAGGGCCUCCUGGACCGCCUGGCCCACCUGCUGAAGCACCUUUGAUACCUCCUGAACUUUUAUUCCAUAGUGAAUUUUCCCUCACAAAAGGUGAAGAGCGUAUGAAAAGAGAUCUGGAUGCAAUGGAAAGACUGGCAGCUGAAAUAGAUGAUGCUGAUAUUGAUGAACUUAUGGGUGUCGAGAAAAAAACAAACAGAAAAUCUAGCAGUAGAAAGAAGAAGACAAAAGACGAUAUGGGACCAAAAUUCUUGGACAUGUAUAGUUCGAUUUAUUCCAUGCGUCAAGAACUUGAUCGCAUGAGAAAGCCAGUCGGGACCCGUGAUAAUCCAGCCAGAACAUGCAAAGAUUUAUGGUUUGGACAUAAUAAAUUUGAAAGUGGCUGGUAUUGGAUUGAUCCAAAUUUGGGAAUGACUGAUGAUGCUAUCUAUGUUUUCUGCAACAUGAAAUCUGAAGGAGAAACUUGUGUUCAUCCUGACGUGCACAGUUCACAAAUGCCAAAUAUUCCUUGGCGUAAAGAAAAUGAUAAAACCGAUUGGUAUUCAAAUCUUAGAGGUGGAUUCCGAAUUUCUUAUGAAUCAGUUGGUGCCGUUCAAAUGAAAUUCCUACGGAUGUUGUCAGAAGAAUCUUAUCAAAAUUUCACUUACACUUGUAUGAAUAGUAUUGCAUGGUUUAACAGUAAUCUCGAAAAUUAUGAUUUCUCGAUUAAGUUCCUUGCUGAAAAUGAUGCAGAAAUAGGAUACGAAAGUAAUAUUGUUAAGCCAACAAUCCUUACCGAUGGCUGCAGAACCGGAAGAAGUAAAAGUGAAACUGUGUUUGAGAUAAGAACAAAGAAAGUCGACUAUUUACCAAUCAUUGAUUUUUAUCCAGUCGAUUACGGACAUCAACAGCAAGCAUUUGGUUUCCAAAUGGGUCCAGUUUGCUUCAAAUAAAAUAAAUUUUGAAUCAGUUGAAAAUAGAAUGAAACUCUUUUAAUUUUAAUUUCUCGAAAUCUCGUAAAAAGUAACAUGACAUAUAACAUUAAUUUAGCGCGAACACGAAAUACUUUUAUAACUUUUUACGUUUAAAUUUCUUUCAAAUCAAGUAAAUUCAUUUUGUUAAAUUGUUCAACGUUGAUUUAUAGAAGAUAAUAAAGAAAAUUAUACUAAAAUUUUAA